Plasmodium inui San Antonio 1 is the source of this 1866-nucleotide messenger RNA. RefSeq lists its product as hypothetical. The transcript has a single exon. Lineage: Eukaryota; Apicomplexa; Aconoidasida; Haemosporida; Plasmodiidae. Gene Ontology annotation, cellular component: nucleolus; PeBoW complex. Gene Ontology annotation, biological process: ribosome biogenesis; maturation of LSU-rRNA from tricistronic rRNA transcript (SSU-rRNA, 5.8S rRNA, LSU-rRNA). Bases 1 to 1866 code for a protein of 621 amino acids. The record is from RefSeq and is a predicted model, not a curated record. Gene Ontology annotation, molecular function: RNA binding.
AUGCAUAUCCACAAGCUACGCAAGAAGGCAAAAAAGAAGAAGGAGGGUAAGUACCUCACCAAGAGAAGCAUAUUGAAGAAGCUAUACCUGAAGGAAGAGGAGUUCCAGAAACUAUGCAUCUUCAAAGGAAUAUACCCCAAAGAUUUUAAGGAAAUCCCAUUAAAAUUACGAAGCAAGUUUUACAAACAAAAGGUAUACUACUCAAAGAAUGACUUCCACAAAUUGUCCCAUGAAAAGAUUAUCCAAGAUUUCCGAAAAAUCACAACAUGGGUGAAGAAGUAUAAAAAAUAUAAAGUGGGAUUGGAGGAUGAAGAAAAAUGUAAGAACUUAAUAAAGAACUUCCCCCAAUAUACAUUAGACCAUAUCAUUAAGGAGAGGUUCCCCGUUUUUUCCUAUGCAAUAGAAGAACUGGACGAUGCUCUAAGUGCAGUAGUUGCCUAUUCGUUACUUCCUUCAAAUGAGAAGAUUGGCAUUUUAAACCGCUUCGUUACUAACUGUGAAGUGAUAAAGAAUCACUUCCAUUACUACGUUUACAAAACGAACAGAAUUAAGAAAGGGUUCAUCACUGUGAAGGGAUAUUACCUACAGGCCGAAAUUUUGCAGAAGAAAGUUACCUGGCUUAUCCCUCAUACAUUUACCCCUUACUUAGACAAGACGAUUGACUUCUCCAUCAUCACCACGUUUAUUGAGUACUACAUUUCGCUGCUAAAAUUUGUCCUCUACAAACUUUACAAAAUGCACAAUAUGACCUACCCUCCCGAGCAGAGCGAACUGCUGAAAGGUGAAAAACUCAGGCAUCUCUCAUACGAUGAGUGUCUGAUUUCUCUCUGCAAGGAGAUGUUCGGGAGUCAGAAAGGCCAACUGGGGGAAUCCAACCAGGGGGAGGAAAACUCGCUUACACUGGAUAGUGUCCCCCAAGUAGGGGAACAAGGCCAAAGUGAGAACCACCACGAGGGAGUGAAACCCCGCAGUCUCCCCUCAAACCAGCGCGAAGAAGAAGAAAUAAAACACGACAUAGACGAACAAAAUGACACCCUCAAGGAGUUAUUCAAAAAUCAAGUAUAUUAUAUCCACACAGAGAUGCCCCUCGACAUACUCUCUAUCAUUAUCCUCUCCUGUGGAGGUUCCAUAGGAUGGAAUUCCCCCUACUCUCCUUAUGAGUUGGGAGAUCAGAGAAUCACGCACGAAAUUUUAGAACCCUAUGGCCAAGGCAAACAAAUGGGGCAGCAAAAAAUGGAGAAGAUGUAUGUGCAACCUCAAUACAUAUUCGACUGCCUGAACAGAAAAAAAAUCCUCCCAUGUAGUGACUACUCCGUCGAUGUGAAAAAUUUACCCGUGCAUCUUUCUCCAUUCAUUGAGGAUGACAAUUUUAAAAACUUCGUAAAAAAGGAGGAAUACGCGAUUAACAAGCUGCUGAAUGAAGAGGCAGAGAAAAAUGGCCAGAACAGUGACGCAGAGGAGACAACAAACUGUGAACAUGGUCAGGCUAAUAAAGACGAUGAAUUGCUCAAAUCAGACGAUGAGAUAAGUAAGGAAAAACUGAUACUACUUAGAAAUGCAUGCUUAAAUAACCAGAUGGAGUUGGAAGAUGAAGACAAUUACGUUCCGGUGGGGGAGACCUCCAUGGAGGCUGCGCAGAAAGCCAAAGAAAUGCAGUCAGCCCAAACGAGGGAAAAUAUACAGAGACAUAAAAUCGCCCUCAGUAAAAAGAAGCGAAAGUUGUACACAAGAAUUGAAAGAGCUGAAAGGAAACAAAAAAUGACCCUUGACAAGUUUAUUAAUAAAGCCAGGGGGAAGAAUCUACAUGGGGGCGCAAAAAAAAAAAAAAAAUUGACGCGGGGCAGGGAUGAGGGGUCUACAAAAUGA